AGCCUGCUCACCCACAUCUGGAAGCCACAUGUCAGCAGCAGCUGUAUAAAACGGGCAGCCCAGCAGACCUAGUGUGACGUUUUCUGCCAGAAGCCCAGGCAGCAUGGACCUCGCUCUUCUGUGGGUGCUUCUGCCACUGGUCACUGUGGCCUGGGGCCAGUAUGGUGACUACGAGUACCCGUACCAGCAGUACCAUGAGUAUAGCGACGAUGGGUGGGUGAAUCUGAACCGGCAGGGCUUCAGCUACCAGUGCCCCCAGGGGCAGGUGGUGGUGGCCGUGAGGAGCAUCUUCAACAAGAAGGAAGGUUCUGACAGACAAUGGAACUACGCCUGCAUGCCCACGCCCCAGAGCCUCGGGGAGCCUACGGAGUGCUGGUGGGAGGAGAUCAACAGGGCUGGAAUGGAAUGGUACCAGACAUGCUCCAACAACGGACUGGUGGCAGGGUUCCAGAGCCGCUACUUUGAGUCAGUGCUGGAUCGGGAGUGGCAAUUUUAUUGCUGUCGCUACAGCAAGAGAUGCCCAUAUUCCUGCUGGCUGACAACAGAAUAUCCAGGCCACUAUGGUGAGGAAAUGGACAUGAUUUCCUACAAUUAUGAUUACUAUAUGCGAGGAGCAGCAACCACUUUCUCUGCAGUGGAAAGGGAUCGCCAGUGGAAGUUCAUAAUGUGCCGGAUGACUGACUAUGACUGCGAAUUUGCAAACGUGUAGAUUUUCCACGUGCCGAAUCUGGGUGAAGGGCUGGGGGCCAGGAGACCUGAGGAUGUCCACGCGUGUGAUCGUCAGCUGGAACUCCUAACCAGUUUCUGCAGCUCUCUUUCCUGCUCCCUGAGCUGCUUGGUAGCUGCAAUGCCAGCUUUCUGACUAGUAUCCCACUUAAAAUAAAAUCACAGUUAAACCGUGUUUCUCCCUUUCCACAUGUUCCAUAGCAACCGUGUUCUAUGACUGACGAUGGCUUUCUUGCACACCUCAUAUACAGCAUGCAUGCUCACAGCCUGAAAAAAAACCUGGCUCCUGGAGCACCUGUCAUGGUCUUGCUACUGCUUUUACUACCAAAUGAGCUGCAAGCAGGCCUAGUGCUGAGCAGCAUCUGUGAAGAGCUUCAGAAUAGUGGAGGGAAGGGGCAGAAAUUGAGGAAGAUGGCAAUGAAGGUUCUCUGCAGCUAUGUCUGUUUAAGUGAAACCCAGGGUCCUCACCAAGAGCACACCUUUCAUCUUGAGGGGACAUGCUUCCACCCUCCCCCUCCACAUGAGCCAUGCUUGCCUAGAAGCUCAAGUGCAUAGUUCUGUGCUCCAGGACUGAGGAUACUGGGAGGUGAAAUGGGGAGAUGGAAAUGGGGGCAGAGCUGAAAGACUAAGGAUUGGAAGAAUUUCUUGAACUGGAAGAAGAUUGUAGGCAUAUGCAGUAAUGAAAAUGAGUGCAGAAACCAGAGGAACCUAUGAGAAUCAGUCUCAAGUAAGACAAAAAUAAGAAAGAAAAGAGCGGUCAGAGAAUGGGACUCAGAGUAGGAACUUGGGGGGAAGGGGAGAGUGGCCAGGUUGCUCUGGGAAAUGGAAAAAGGGAUUUGAGUCACUGGCACCUGGAGGCAUGGCCAGGACUCCUGGGAAGACUGGCAUGUGCCCUGUAGCCAUGGGAGUUACUGGCCAAUGGGCCUGGAUUGUGAUGGGAAAGGCUGCCCUGGGGGUCCACUGCCCUUCUAUGUGUAGUUUAGGGGUGUCUUUGCAGAGGUGGCACUGUCUUUCCUCCUCCUGUGAUGUCUCUGUCCCCAGCCCUUUGUAUUCUCUUCAUCAUAAAAGGAAUAAAAAUAGUAACAUUCAC
Ceratotherium simum simum (southern white rhinoceros) is the source of this 1816-nucleotide messenger RNA. RefSeq names its product dermatopontin (gene DPT). NCBI's taxonomy places the organism in Eukaryota, Metazoa, Chordata, Mammalia, Perissodactyla, Rhinocerotidae. Gene Ontology annotation, biological process: collagen fibril organization. Gene Ontology annotation, cellular component: extracellular matrix. The record is from RefSeq and is a predicted model, not a curated record.